CCGCUUUCGCAAUCUCUGGACUUGGGGCUCUGGUUACAGAUUUACUCCUGAACAAUGUCUCUGAUGUUUGGACUAAAGUCCUCCUAGCUCUGCAGGUGCUCCGAGCCCUUUCCUUCCCGUCCUCAGGUGCCUCCCAGCCCUGCAUCCAAAGGAUGGGGACCCAAGAGGACCACACAGCUCGAGCCCAGGAGACUGAAGGCCCCACCCUCUCCAGGGCACCCCCGGAGGACCCCAAGUUAGACAUGCUCUACAGGAUCGAGGAUGUGCCUCCCUGGUACCUCUGCAUUCUCCUGGGAUUCCAGCACUACCUGACCUGUUUCAGUGGCACCAUUGCUGUCCCCUUUCUCCUUGCGGAGGCUCUAUGUGUGGGCAAGGAUCAGUACAUGGUCAGCCAGCUCAUUGGCACCAUCUUCACCUGUGUGGGCAUCACCACCCUCAUCCAGACCACUCUGGGCAUCCGGCUACCCCUGUUUCAAGCAAGUGCCUUUGCCUUCUUGGUCCCAGCCAAAGCUAUCCUGUCUCUGGACAAAUGGAGAUGCCCCCCAGAAGAGGAGAUCUACGGGAACUGGAGUUUACCCCUGAACACAUCACAUAUUUGGCACCCACGAAUAAGGGAGAUCCAGGGGGCAAUCAUGGUGUCCAGCACAGUAGAGGUGAUGAUUGGGCUUAUGGGGCUGCCCGGAGCCCUGCUCAGCUACAUCGGGCCCCUCACAGUCACCCCCACUGUCUCUCUCAUUGGUCUCUCCGUCUUCCAAGCUGCUGGAGAUCGGGCUGGAUCUCACUGGGGCAUCUCAACCUUCUCCAUUCUCCUGAUCGUCCUCUUCUCCCAAUAUCUCCGAAAUGUCACCUUCCGACUGCCUGGCUACAAAUGGGGCAAAGGCUUCACUCUCUUCCGGAUUCAGAUCUUCAAAAUGUUUCCUAUUGUCCUGGCCAUCAUGACUGUUUGGCUCCUCUGCUAUAUCCUGACACUGACUGACCUGCUCCCUGCUGACCCCAAUACUUAUGGCUUCAGGGCUCGGACCGAUGCCCGAGGGGAGAUCAUGUCCAUCUCACCCUGGUUCCGCUUCCCCUACCCCUGUCAAUGGGGCCUCCCCAGUGUGACUGCAGCUGCUGUUUUGGGUAUGUUCAGUGCCACGUUGGCGGGCAUCAUCGAGUCCAUUGGAGAUUAUUAUGCUUGUGCCCGUCUGGCCGGGGCCCCUCCACCCCCUGUUCAUGCCAUCAACAGGGGAAUCUUUACUGAGGGCAUCUGCUGCAUCAUUGCUGGGCUGCUCGGGACUGGUAAUGGCUCUACUUCCUCAAGCCCCAACAUCGGUGUCCUGGGCAUCACCAAGGUGGGGAGCCGAAGGGUGGUCCAGUAUGGGGCAGGGAUCAUGUUGAUCCUGGGAACCAUCGGCAAGUUCACGGCUCUCUUUGCUUCCCUCCCUGAUCCCAUCCUGGGUGGCAUGUUCUGCACUCUCUUUGGGAUGAUCACAGCAGUGGGCCUGUCCAACCUGCAGUUUAUUGAUAUGAACUCUUCCCGAAACCUCUUUGUCCUGGGAUUCUCCAUGUUCUUUGGCCUGACGCUGCCCAACUACCUGGAUUCCAACCCUACUGCCAUCAACACAGGUAUUCCUGAAGUGGAUCAGAUUUUGACCGUGCUGCUAACGACGGAGAUGUUUGUGGGUGGCUGUCUGGCCUUCAUCUUAGACAAUACUGUCCCAGGGAGCCCAGAGGAGAGGGGACUGGUACAGUGGAAAGCUGGGGCCCACGCCAACAGUGAGACAUCUGCAAGUCUGAGGAGCUAUGAUUUUCCAAUUGGCAUGAAAACAAUCCAAAAGAUGGCCUUCUUGAAGUACAUCCCUGUCUGUCCUGUCUUCAAGGGCUUUUCUUCAAAGCCCCAAGAACAGCCCCCUGCUCCAGAAGACACUCCAGAAAACACAGACAACCUGUCUCUGAGCACCAAGGUCUGAAAAAGUGCCUUCUGGGAAAGGCUUUUCUCAAGCUUGCAAGUGCACAAACCAGAGGUCAGAGCAUAAGGGAGCAAGAGGAUGCCUUUGAAUUCACAAAUUCUUCUACUGCCUCUUGAUUUGGCAACCAAUGAAGAAAAAAGGCAUCAAGAUGCACUUCAGGGCCCAGGACAUCUGGGCCUGCUAGAUGGACUCUGGUUUUUAGGUUAUCAGGCUAGAAAUUGUAUAUGAUUAUAUCCUCAAUAUCAUGUGGCAAGAACUUAAAAUACCAUUUUCAUAUUUGGCACAUAGUAAGAUUGCCUUACUUACGAUGUAUUCCCCCCACCCCAAGUAAAAAUAUGAAAAACUCCAUGCCGUAAUACAAAAUACAUAUGAAUCUUUUUAGCAACUAGAGAGAAAUAAGAUUAUUCAUAUUUUAAGUAAUACUAAUCAGCAUUCAAACUGAAAACCAAGCACUGUAUUGUAGUCAUAAUGAAUAACAUCCAAAAUUUAUUCUUUAUACCUAAGCACUUCCUUGCACAAAGACGACACUUGUAUAUAUUUACUUAUUGACUGAAUUAAUAACGUAGCUCUAAACAGGCAGACAUAUCAACAAAUUACUCAGAAUAAAAGUAUUUGUUCCACCAAUAGCUCUGCGUUUAUUAUAACAAAGGACACACUUACACUGUAAAUUUCAGUGUUCUCUAGUAGCCCUUCGGAAUAGUACUCAAGCUCAGUGACCAAGCAACAGCUGCAAAUGAUGUUUCAGAGACUGGGAGUGAAUUCCAGAGUGGCUAGGGGUUGUAAAUAAGGAUAGAAAAGCUGGCAUUCAGUCCUCACUAGGUUCCUAGUUUGAUUCUAGCCUUAUUAGUUAUAUUAAUCUGAAAUGGAAUUUAAUCAAAUAAAGACUUCUUGGGCCCCAAGCUAAAUGUUGGUAUUUAGCUUAUAUCAGAAUUCUGGGAAUUUCUCUUAUUGCAAAUAUGAAUCCUGUUUAUUAAUAACUAUCAGUAACGAAAAAUGAAAGAAGGGUUAAAAAAAACACAUUUGUGUAAAUGAUUUUUGCUAAGAGAUUAUUAAAAUCAAAUCUAAGAAUGGUGAGUUGGAGUAUUUGAAUCAAAACUUUAGGUUAUAAAAGGAUCAUUGAUAUUAAAAUGAUAGAAUGGCCAAGUAAAUAUUCAGAAUCAGAAUUUAAUUUCUCAAAUUUAAAUAAUCCUGUUCUUAACCAACUAAUAAUCACCAUAGCCCUUCUUUUAAAGGUGAUACAUAUGAAGCGAUUACUUAAAGCCAUUUAAAAAUCCUAGAAGGACAAUAAGGCGGGGAGAUUAAGUGACUGAGAUCAGGAAUAAAUAAAUGUUCAAUUUGAGAUUAGAGCCAAGGAGACCCCAACCUUUACUCCAAGUUGGAGCUGAGGCAGUUUAUUUCAGUAUAAUCCAGCACAGAAUCCCAAGUUUUGGAGCAGGCAUCACAACAAUUUUGGCCAACAGAACUACUUCUGAUGGAAAAAUGAUUUAGUAGAAUCAGAAGAUUUUAGAACUAGGAAAACUUUAGAGAUCAUCUAGUCCAACCCCCUUGUGUUACAGAUGAAUAAACAGGCUUGGAAAGAUUGAAUGCCUUACAUAAGGUCAUACAACUCUUAAAUGUAACAGGCAGGGUUUAAACCUGGGUCUUGUGAAUGCCUGAGAUCUACUACUCAGUACCUUUUCUCAAAGUAGAACAGAGAGCCAAGUUUAAAAAAGACAAAAAAUAAUAUUUUUUUUACCACAAGAUCCUCCAGAGAAGAACUGUCACUGAUGACAAGGUCAUUAAACUGGUCCUGAAUUUGGUCCAUAGUUUGUGGGAGGUCUCGAGCUGGAAUGAACCACUCAUGUUCUUCUUCUUCUUCCAGCAUUUCCUGGAAACAGCGUUCAAUAAAUUCUUCUUCCCACAACUCCUCUUCAAUCUAAUAACAGAAAAUUAAUAUUUCAACAUAAAAUAUUAAGACAUAUUAGAAAACCAAAUGCAAUACUUUGUUUCUGUUCUAAUAAAAGAGAUUACUUUUUAAAUUUAGUUGAAACAUCUGCUUGGGGUACUUUAGGUAUUUAGAACCAUAAAUUUACCAACAUUAACAGGAUAUUUUUCUUUUCUCCACUGUUUAUGUUUGACAGAAAAAUGAUAAGACAGAGAAGAAGGGAUUACUUUUUUUUUUAAACCCUUAUCUGCCACCUUGGAAUCAAUACUGUUUAUUGGUUCCAAGGCAGAAGAGAGGUAAGGGCAUUUGAGAUUAAGUGACUUGCCCAGAGUCACAAAGCUAGGAAAUGUCUGAGGCCACAUUUGAACCCCAGAUCUCCCAUCUCUAGGCCUAGAGGGCAUUACUUUUGAACAUCUUUAUCUGAUGUAAGAAGCUGUCUUGGCUACCGCUGACAAUUACUCAGUAAUAGUCACUUGAAGAAGCUCAAGCCCUAAGAGAACACUACCAAGCGUAUAUUGUUUUAUUUUUUAUGGCAAUGCUGAAAAACUAACACUAUUAAAUACAAUUUUAAAAGGAGUAAAUUGACAUACCAUUUUCAACUGCCAAUGUUAGAAGGGCAGUAAUACAAGCUGAAUCGAUAAAACAUGUAUCUGAUUAACCCAAGAAACUAGUCAUUUUCAGAGGGACAAAUAGCUGUGGUAACUAAAAUUAGAACUUUUAAGAAAAUAAGGCUUUUACAAAGUUUGGUUAGGCUCCUGCCUACAUGUUUAACAUGACAGAGUAACCCUAGUAUACCUAGAUUAUGUCUUAGGAAAGAAGAGUUCACAUUUUAGGGAAUAAGUACAUAGCCUCAAUGAGAGCCAACAUUGCAUAAUACAUAGGGGGCUGGCCUAAAAGCCAGGAAGACCCUGUAAGUCUUCCUCUAACAAGUGCCUGGCUGUGUGACCCUGGGCAAGUCACUAAGCUUCUUAAUUCAUAGCAGUAGCUCUAACACUGUACUAUAAGUUGCAGAGAAGGAGCUGACCUACACUGGUACAAAGAGUUUCCUCAUCUUGGCAUUCCCUAUACCAAUGAGCCCAUGGUCAUAUUUGUCUUGGUUACAAAAUAUGAAGGAACACACUCUCCAGGCAAACACAAGUCUAUUUAUUUCAAUGCUAGAAAGAGCACAGGACUAGAAAAAAAAAUCUUUACACAAAACAGAACUACAAACCUGUCUGUUGAAUUCCUCUUCGUUUUCCAUCCACAUGUACUCAGCAAAUGGAUUAUCAUCUUCAUGAGAAUGACCAUUAAUAAUCACAUCUUCAUUGAUGAUGCUUGGGCUAGUACUGCUGCGACUUGGAUCUUUCAUGGUUGUAUGUUAGUUGUUUUGUAACCUUAUAAGAAGAAGCUUAAAAUUAGUUGAGAUUACCAAGAAAACAUGGGAAAUAUGAAUUGAGAUCACAUAAGUCAACAAAGCACUUCAAAAAUGCUUUAAGUUACAAGAAAUAUCUUGGAAUUGCCAAAAUUUAUUGAAAAUAAUUCUGAUAAACACUGAGCAAUAAUAUCAAAAUUUGCUUCCAUUGGUUUUUUUUUUUUAAGGGAAUCUCAACAUAGACUGCUCUGAAAUGGGAAUACAGAGACCUGGGUUCUAGUCCAUGUCCUGUCACUAACACAAAGCUUUGUGACUCUGAACAAACCUAUUCUCUAUGCUUCAGUUUCAAUAACUAUAAAAUAGGGUAACUGGACUACAUGAUCUCUAAAAUCCCCCACUAAUUUUUUAUUCAUUUAUUUGUUUUCCCCAUUCAUUACUUGGCUUUAUAGAACUAGGCCCAUCCUGAAAAAACUAGUGAUCAAAUUAAUUCCUACAAAGCCAAUUUUAUUUUUAGGUUGAUGCCCAUUUUAGAAACCAAAGAUACUUUUCCAAAGGAGAGAACAACAAAAACACAAAACCCCGAAUAACACUGAGUUCAUGUCCGGUGCCAAUAAAUUCAGGUUAUUCUAGCAACAGUGUACUUAUAAGUGCUAUAUAUUUUCUGGAGAAAACUAUGAGGCAUCAUUUAAGAAUCUUUCCUCAAUUAUAAACUCUCCCUUCUCCAAACAUCCUCUUUCCUGGGAACUUCACAUUCAAGGAUUCUGGCACAUAACCACCUUCCUUCAGGUGUUUACAAUUUCUAUUUAUGCUGGUAUAUAGCAUCACAAUUAACUAAUAGAUUACUAUCAACUAACACAUAGAUUUAUAAAUGAAGAGUCCAUAGAAGAUAUACAUUCCAUCCCCUUCAUUUUAUAGAAAAGGGAACAGAGUAUCAAAGAGGUUAAGUGUCACACAAAUAGUGUUAGAGGAUGGGUAUAAUAUAGGCAAGAAAUCUUCUAAGUUUGAAUUUUUAUGUUUUAAAAGUCUUAAGAAAUUUUUAAAAAAAUUUUAAAGGGAAAUCUAGUAAUCCAAACAGUAAUUUUAAUGAAUCGUGACAAAAGGGAAAAAUGAUAUUGUGAAUACCUAUUCAGGCCUGCCUUUCCUCAGGCUAUACUACCUUGAAAUGUAAGAUUUCCUACCAGAAAUGUGGCUCCCCUUGGGGUAAAAUUCAUAGGAGAAGUUGAUCUGCCAUGUGUGAUACCUGGGCCUUUAAAUUCAGUCUACAGCUUUGUCUGUAUCCCCAAGUAUUAAUAUUCCCAAAUAAACCUGAAAGCUAUUCUUAAUAAACAAAUGUUUACCUUAUGACUUCAA
Monodelphis domestica (gray short-tailed opossum) is the source of this 6574-nucleotide messenger RNA. Lineage: Eukaryota; Metazoa; Chordata; Mammalia; Didelphimorphia; Didelphidae. The record is from RefSeq and is a predicted model, not a curated record.